This is a messenger RNA of Necator americanus (New World hookworm), 2661 nucleotides long. RefSeq lists its product as uncharacterized. Gene Ontology annotation, molecular function: signaling receptor activity. The coding region runs from base 1 to 2661 and encodes 886 amino acids. The record is from RefSeq and is a predicted model, not a curated record. The transcript is spliced from 7 exons. Lineage: Eukaryota; Metazoa; Nematoda; Chromadorea; Rhabditida; Ancylostomatidae.
AUGUUGGAGUACGGACCAGGAAGAAGCUUAGCGAUGCGGAUUCCUUCACAAAGUGCGGAGUUCCAGGACGCUGCAAGGGAAACGCUCCCGGUUCUAUUGCCGCGGAAGAAGCUUGCCUUUGCAUCUGCGAAAACAAAAUCCACAUACAAUUCCGUAUGUGUCGCGCGCAGCGCUGGUGACUUCAACCAGGAAAAGCGUCUUAGAAGGAAGCUGCGUCGUCAACUGCAACAAGACCGCGAUAACGAGUGGACGUCAAGAGCGAUGGAGUUUGAGAAGGCGUGGGAGGACAGGAACUCGCGGAAAGCCUACGCUCUACUAAAACAGUAUAGCGGCAAAAUGAAAAGAUGUUCCCAUGUCCUCAACACUGCUAAUGCACCGUCAGCUCCUGAACUCGAACACGUUCAUAGACCGACAUAUGCGGUUAACGAGGAGCCACCGACCGAGUCGGAGGUCCUGGUCUGUAUUCAGAAAAUGAAGAAUGGAAAAUCUGGUGGAGACGACGGGAUUAGCGCAGAAAUGCUAAAAUAUCUUCCUCCGUCUGGGAUUCGUGAGAUGACAAAGAUCAUCCGUUCAAUAUGGAUAAGCGAAAGGAUACCUGAUUCGUGGAGACACGCUAUCAUAAUUCCCUUCCACAAGAAGUUAUCCGUCACGGACCCAAGGAAUUAUCGAGGAAUCUCUUUGCUGCGUGUUAUGUACAAGGUACUGGAGCACAUUAUCCUGGACCGACUCAUUAAACAUCGCGAAGAAACAACGCGCGACAAGCAAGCUGGCUUUCGUCCUGGCCGAUCUACGAUUGACCAGGUGUUCAUCGUCAGGAGAGUGAUCGAAAUCUGGCAGCGGUAUUCGAAGCCAAUGCAACUAGCGUUUCUGGACUUUGAAGCCGCGCUCGACUCUCCUCACCGAGGCCGUCUUCUGAACGCGCUUCGCGCCGAUGGAGUACCAGGAAAGUUCGUUCGCUUGCUUGAUGACAUGAAUCAACGAACAACUGCUGCAGUUCGAACACCAGCCGGAUGUACAACACCGUUUGAAGUGGUAACUGGAGUAAGACAAGGGGCAGUGGCAGGACCUUUCCUGUUCAAUUUCGCAAUCGACGACAUUAUGCGAAGAACAGUCGACCAGUGUCCUGCCGACAUUGUCUUAGCACCAUCUGGGUGCCCCUUGACUGACCUCGAGUACGCCGACGAUGUUGUUAUAUUCGUGGAAAGCAGUACGAAACUUCAACAUGUUGUCAACUUUGUAUCGAAGCUGGGUGCAGCCUAUGGACUACGCCUACGCCCUGAUAAAUGCAAGCAGAUGUGGAUCUCUUCGAGACCACGAACGGGAAACAGGGUGGACGGACAACCGAUAGAACUCGUCGAUGAGUUCUGUUACCUAGGCUGUACGCUGAAGAACGAUGGCAGCUACGAGAAAGAUGUUCAGCAAAAGUGCGCUAAGGCCACUUCUGCAUUUAACUCCUUAACGAAAUGCCUGUGGUCGACCCCCAUCACCAACGAAGUCAAGCUGCGAGUCUACCUAUCCGCAAUUCGCCCCAUCAUGAUGUACGGAUCGGAAACUUGGGCAGCACCAUCAACGGUUAUGGAGAGGCUUGACUGCACGGAACGAAAGCUGCUUAGACGGCUACUUGGCUACUUUUGGCCUAGGGUAUGUCACAAUGAAGAUCUUUACGCAGAAAUUGAUGUGGUAUACCGGCGGAUGACACGUGGAAGACAUCAACAUCUUGCACCGCCAUCGAAAGUGGCUAAAGUAAAUCGUCUUCGCUUCUUUGGUCAUAUAUUAAGGAGACCGGCAGAUCGCCUUGUUCAACGAGUUUUGAGGAGUUCGUCGGGUUCGAGCUGGAAGAAGCCACCUGGCCGAAAACGGAAGUUCUGGACUGAGUCGGUGAAAGAGGACCUGAGGACACUCGGCGUGGAGAAGCAGUUCAGGCGAGACGUAAGGUUUCGCAGAAUAUGGAAUAGCGACGAAUGGAUUGAUUCUGUGCAAGCUCUCGCAGAAGAUCGAGAAGGUUGGGCAGAGCUGUGUUCAAGGACGGCACACCUCGGCGAAGAUGCGGGUAAUCGCAUUAGAGACACCGCCGAGAUUGCCAAGGAAAGCAAAAUAAGGUGGGAGGGACACGUGAUGCGUCUCAACGACAACCGUUGGACCAGAACAGUGACUGGGUCAAUCGCUUGCUUUGUUCUUUUUCUGGCUGGUUGGACUCAAGUUGGAGGGUUCACGCUCAGCAAAACUAAUUAUGAGUCAUGUACCGGAUGGCACGUAUUUAUGAAGACUCGCCACUGUUACAAAAUUUUCCGAUAUACAACAAAUUGGAAUAAGGCAAAAGAGUUUUGUGAAAGUAUUGGUGCUCAUCUCGCGGUAGCUAACUCUCUCGAAGAAUUCGAGUUCAUGAAAAUAUUACAACUACUGAGCUUCAAUAAGUACAGAACAUGGGUUGGACUUUAUCGUGAUGCCACGUCCAACCGUGGUUGGAGGUGGAUAGACGGUUCGACACAAAUGUUUUACGUUUGGAACGAAGGCGAACCAAACAACUUACGUGGACAAGAAAAUUACGGAAAUCUGGAGCCUAACGGCCUAAUGAACGACAAUCGUGUUGAUGCGUGGGGACACAAUUUGGCUGUUAUGUGCGAGUCGGAAAAUUGCGGUGAUGGCCUCCAAGCAAACUAA